This is a messenger RNA of Ctenopharyngodon idella (grass carp), 4618 nucleotides long. RefSeq names its product docking protein 7b (gene dok7b). The transcript has 11 exons. Lineage: Eukaryota; Metazoa; Chordata; Actinopteri; Cypriniformes; Xenocyprididae. The record is from RefSeq and is a predicted model, not a curated record. Bases 185 to 2215 code for a protein of 676 amino acids. Gene Ontology annotation, biological process: positive regulation of protein tyrosine kinase activity; neuromuscular junction development. Gene Ontology annotation, molecular function: protein kinase binding.
AACAACUGUAAAAACCUUUGCCUGUAGGUCUUUGUUAAGAGGGUGGGCCACUGCAUGUCGGAGUUAUGUGGGUGAGAGAGAGUUUGUGCGUGUUACAGCAGUGCAGACAGUUCUGGAGGUUAUUUUGAAAGUGACCCCCUCACUGCCGCGGACCGCACACAGCUGUCGGGAACCAUGACACAAGAUGACGGAUACGGUUGUCGUAGAGGGACAAGUCAGACUGCGAGAGGGGAAAAAGUGGAAAAACAGAUGGGUGAUUCUUCGGAAACCUUCGCCGGUUGCAGACUGCCUGUCCUUGCUGGUGUAUAAGGAGCGUGGAGAGAAGAGUAAAGGACAGCGGGAGAGGAAUCAGGCCACGCUGAGGGAUAUCUGUGGACUGGAGGCUCUUCAGGGGUUUGAUGGAGUGAAUUAUGCACUUAGUCUGCUCUGCCUGAGCCAGUCUGUCAUGCUGGGCUUCGACAACAGAGUGACGCUUCUGGCCUGGGAUGCUCGUAUCCGCUACAGCCUUGGAGAGGUUCACAGGUUUAACGUCAAUGUCCAGCCUGGCACCAAACUAGAAAGUGGCCCGGCCUCCCUGCAUCUGUGCAACAACUUGCUUGUCAUCGCCAGAGACCUCCCUCCAACUGUCAUCGGCCAAUGGAAACUGUCGGACUUGAGGCGUUACGGCGCCGUUCCUAAUGGAUUUAUCUUUGAGGGGGGGACAAGAUGUGGCUACUGGGCUGGUGUUUUUUUUCUUGCAUGUGCAGAAGGAGAACAGAUCAGUUUUUUGUUUGAUUGUAUCGUUCGUGGCAUAUCACCAAGCAGGGGUCCGUUUGGACUGCGCCCAGUCCUGCCAGACCCCAAUGCUAACCCGUCAUCUAUAGAAGACAGGAUUAGCCAGGAGGCCAGUGAGCUAGAGAAACGACUCAGUAUGCUGUCGAUUUGUAGCCAUCACAGCAUGGCAGCCUCCACCUGCAGUUAUGGCACCUCCUUGGCAGGAGAUGAUCGGAGCAUCUCCAGCUCCUCCUCUGAGACCAGCCAUUCUGAUAACAGCCUGGGCAGCCGCCUGGCGAUAUGGCCAGAGCCAGUCAGACACCCCACUCCCAUUGAACCAUCAUCAUCACCCCUGUUAGGGGUUGCAGGAUCUAAGAGCACAGCCUGUUCUGUCAACACGUCCAGUGACGAGCGUCUAUAUGGAGUAAUGUUGGGAGGGCUUCGGCCCCCAUCCAAGCCACCUCACCCUAGAGGCCUUCAAGAGGCGGGACGGCAGAGCUCAACAGACAGCGGUAUCGCCACCGGGAGCCACUCCUCGUAUUCUGGAAGCUUCUCCUCGUACACUGGUAGCAUGGAUAUUGGGCAUGGAGAGACUGAUGAGUUUGGAUCCUCAAUAAGCCUCCCUCAGAACCCUAAUUCAAACUCAAACUCCCUCAUCAACACUCCAGUACGGACAAUUCCCCUGAUUCCUGAGCACAAUCCCUGUGUGUGUCCACUCAAAGAGGCUGCUCAAAUGCAGGGUAUCAUGUACCAGGUACCCAGUCCACCUCUGCAGCAUUACGACAUCCCCCGCAGGCUCCUAAUACAACAAUCCUCCAAUCAGGAACAAGUUUUGACUACUGCAGCCCAGGAACGGGGGCCUGAAUGUGGAGCUCUGGGAUCAGAGGGCAUCCCUGCAGAUGCCACCCCCAGACAAACUGUCCAAUGGAGAUUCAACUUGUAUAGUGAAGGAGUAGCGCCCCCUGAAGGCUCCACCACACCACAAUUACAGCCUGCCAUCUGUCCUGACUGUGGGGGAGGAAAGGUGGAGGAGAAGAGCAGGUGUGAGAUCAGAAGCGGUUCUGAGCAGCAGAAGACUUUUCGUGAGACUGAGACAGAUCCAAAAGGCAAUUAUGAGCAGAUGGCAUUUAUGACUGAUGCAUCCAGGUGGCCACAGUUCAGAGCCGGAGAGUAUGGAGAGACAGGACUGACAGUUACUGACAAACUUCAAGGUGAUUCCAUUAACUAUGUGAAUAUCCCCAUCAGUCCUACCUCUAAACGACAGCUGCACUAUAUGGAAUUGGAUCUGCAGGACCGUCCAGAGUCAAGCCACACUGUCAGAGCGGCCGGCUCCAGCACUAAAUAUGCCCACAUUGACAUCACCGCUACUGAGACAGCACAGAGGGUGGGAGCCCAGCAUGCACAGGGCCGAGAGGAGAGACUACAGGAACUAGAACAAAAAAGGAGAGGAACGCUUACCUGAACAUAUAACAAAGUGGAGUUUAAACGCCUGAGACCACACUGAAAAUGUUUUUUUUUUUUUUUUCCAUUUAAACCUAGAAAUAGUUUUUCACUUGUCACAGUUGUGAGCUAAUUUGUGAAAAUAACUUUUAAAUUUCUUGCAUCCACUGAACCAAACAUGGUUUUACACAAACUUUUAGAGUUGGUCAUUAUUAAAGCAACAAAGAAACAUUAAGAAAUUCUGAAAUUUUUACGUACUUUUAAAUUCAACUUUUCACUCAAAUUGUUAUGCCAAAAAAAUGUAAGUUAGAGAAUUGAAGUAAAAAUAGAAUACUUUUUACUUGUGGUUUCUCUGAUGUUUAGGCUCUGCUGUUGGUGGUUCUCAACCAUCCAUCUCAGUAUGACUUGUAUGUAUUGAACUUAAUAAAUUAUUAAUAUUUAAAAAAAAAAAAAAAAUUGUUAAAAACCCACUUUAUAUUAGGUGGCCUUAACUACUAUGUACUUUAAUCAUUAAUCAAUCAUUUAAUUCAAUGCACUUAUUGUGUACAUACAUGUUUUUACAUUGUACUUAUAUAUUUAAAGAAAAAAAUACCUGCAUGUAAUUACAUCUGUAAUUAAUUUCCGUAAUUCAUUUCAUAAUUACACUGUUGACCCAUCCCUUACACCUUAACCCACCCUUAAACCCAACCAUACCACCAAACCUGUCGCUAACCUUACCUGUAUCCCACCUCAAUAGCAGCAAAAGUGUUUUGCAAUACAACAUGAACAUAAGUACACUGUACUUAUUUUUUAUGUCAGUACAUAGUAGUUAAGGCCACCUAAUAUAAAGUGGGGCCAAAAAAUCGAACUAUUGUUUUAUUGAGAAACAGAGUUUAUUAAACUUCUGAAUCAAUUGACUUGUUUAAAAAAGGUUUGAAAACAAGCAGCGUUUUCAUAAUUGCGUUGGAUAUUGGUGGGGCUUUAGGUUGAGAACCACUGCUGUAUAUGCUAAAUGUAUUUCUGCAUUGUAUUUUAUGUACAAGUUUGUGGAUGUGUAUUAUUUUCCAUGUUUAAGAUUUGCAUGGAAUUAGAAAAGUUUUAAAUCUGAAAACAGAUCCCAGAUGCAACAACUGACUGUUGACAUUACUGUAAAUAUAUACUUCCUUUGGUGACCAAUUUUGUUCUGUACAUUUACAUACUUCGUGAGAAACGUACUGUAUUUUUUUUUUUUUCCAAAUAUUAUUUUCUGAAAUUUCUAUAUUGAUUAUAGCAGUACUAUGAUAAAAAUAAUACAUCAGUGACUAAAGAUGCUCAUCCUUUAAAUGCUUGAUGCAAUACCACAAUCACUCAAUGGCAGCUCAGCAUGUCACCCAUUUAAAAUCAACACAAUGCUCGGGAAGUUUGUUUUAUUAUGAAAUGUGCAACAUGAAAUGAGCAGAACAUGGACUUGUACAAAAGCUUUCUAAUUAUUUGUGGAGAUCACAUUCCUGAUCAUUCAUUACGAUAGUGGAUUACAGGAUUCGUAUGAAUAUGAAGAACUUUUGUUAGAUUAGUAAUAACAGUGUCAUAGAUUAAAGAAUUAGUGUGGGUUAAAUUAGAAUUUUUAUGACAAAUCUCAGUGUCUACUUCAUGGGACUGUUUAAACCAUGAGGAUGUUGAUUCAGGUCUACCUUGGGACAAACAAUGUCAAUCAUAGAAAUGCCCCAUGUACCCAAAUCUAUUUAAUGAUUCAGUCAAUAUUAUGGUUGACUCAAGGUCUGCCUUGCCAAAUAUAACUAAUGUAGUGCGUGAGCUCAGCUUCUCUUUCUCCACUGCAGUACACCUUUUUCCUGACAAAGUUUAGCUGUUAACAACUAUUGCACUGUUGUUCAUGAAGGGGUAUUAUUCUGCAACAUUUAAAUCUUAGGAUGCUCAGGAUUGGGGUAUAUUAAAAUGAAAGCUUAAAAAGUUUAUAUUGAAAACUUUGAAAGCUUUUUCAUGUGUGAAAGCUUUAUGCCAUGUGCAUAUGUUGUAGAGGAAUGUUAAAUUAUUUUGCACCCACGUUUGUGAGAUGCUACACGUUUCCAUGUGCGUUUGCUGUUGUUAAGCAACUAUUAUUAAACAUAAAUUGAGCCACAAACACAUUUUUCCACAAUUAAUAGAAUGUGGAUAACAUACAUCAGUUUGCUGGCUAAACCAUCUUGUAGCCAUUUGCUGUACAAACAUAAAAUGGGAAAUGAGCAAAAAAGCAGAACUGAUCACUAGAGUACCAUUUAAAAAAAAAAAAAUCAUAAUUUACCAAAUAGUCUAGCAUCCCACUGGAAAUGUUAAAUUCAUGUCCAAUAUGCCGUACCUUUAUAACCCCAGCCAAUCUGUGUUGGAUAUCAUUUUAGAAUACUGCAUUUGUGACCUAUGAAUGAUUAUUGCUAACAGUAGUGUUCAGAGUUCGUUGUGUUGCAAUCCAUUU